This is a messenger RNA of Sinocyclocheilus grahami, 1443 nucleotides long. It is a transcript of the gene nkapd1, whose product is annotated as NKAP domain containing 1. Lineage: Eukaryota; Metazoa; Chordata; Actinopteri; Cypriniformes; Cyprinidae. The coding region runs from base 66 to 851 and encodes 261 amino acids. The transcript is spliced from 6 exons. The record is from RefSeq and is a predicted model, not a curated record.
GUUAACACAAACUACUUGUUUUUGCUGCCGCGUUCACGUUGCUCAUUACAUUACACAUUUAUUGAAUGAUAGAAAGGUUUGAUAUCAUGUCGAAGGUGUCUAUGGGUAAAGUACUGCUCCGAAAUGUCAUCAGACACACAGAUGCCCAUAACAAGAUUCAAGAGGAAUCAGAGAUGUGGAAAAUGAGGGAUCAUGAGCGACAAACCUUGUCUGCUCAUUUCCCAAAGCACAGGGGUGGCAUGCACUGUGACCGUUAUUUGGAUGGCUCAGAGGGGUCCAUGCGAGAGCGGCUUGGAGACAGAAGAGAUGAGACGUCUGAGAGAGAUGAGAGGGAGGCACGAUACUGGACGCGAAAACUGUAUGAGUUUGAAGCCAAUGAUCCUGACAGGUGGGGCCACAGUGGAUUUAAGGAGCUUUAUCCAGAGGAAAUUUAUUCUGAUGGAGAAAAAGACUGCAGUGAUAGUAAACACAGAAGGAAAAAACACAAGAAGAAACUAGACGCUGACAUAGAGAAGUCUUCCAAGAAGUCUUCUAAGAAGAAGAAAAAGAAAAAAGAGAAGAAAAGGAAGACAGCUGCCUCGGGCUCUGAGACCUGCAGCGAUGAGGAGGACACCGUCAGGAGGAAACAGAGGAGGAAGGGAGGUAAAAGCAAGCGUAGGAAAAAGGAGCACAAAAACAAAGACAGAACCGAGGACAGCGACACAGAGGACAGCCAUUCAGACACAAGGACGAGAACGCACAGGAAGAGAGACUGCCCUGAAACGGACACGCUGCCCGAACCUCAAAGGAAAAAGCGGAAAAACUGGAAAGUGGCGAAUGAGGAGAGAUCAGAGGAGAGCUCUGAUGCUUGACUUUUCAAUCUACCUGACUGCUUGACUAGGCUAACUGUAGACGCAUUUUUAACUGUGCAUAUCAUUCAUAUUUGGGAGACCCUGAUCAUGUGUCUGGAGUCAUUAACUUGAUCUUUACUCCUCACCAAACAGACACUUGAUGGCUAUUUUCACCGUGUUUGCGUCCCAGAGAAUUUGUCAAAUUUUUAUGAGGUUGUAUGUUUUCUAAACAUUGAAAAAUAUCUUUGAACAUUUUUUUUACUAUUUGUCAGACUGAACAACUUUUAUUGUCAUAUAAAAACUCAGGUAUUCUUCUGCCACGUGUGAAAUUGAAAUGAUUUUUUUUUUUUAAUACUUGUACUUGUAUACUUGAACCUGCCAGCUGUGACAAUACAUUUGUGUGUUCCGUGCGAGUAAACUGAAUAUGUCAUAUGGCAGUUGUCCAGUAGGUGGCCCUGUUGCACAAUCUCAAAGCGAGGCUGCCUGAUUGUCUUUUAAUAACUUGUUUUGAACGUUUACUUGUAAACACCUGCAGUAAAUGGUAUUUCGCUACUGUUUACUUCCGACAUUUACGGAUAAUGGCUACUUCCCCUUGCUAAUGUGUCCGCUUUCA